AUGUCACCCAGGAUUAUGAUGGGUCUUUUUUCCCGGCACAAAUCCCCGCCCACGACUUCUUUCGGCCACGCCUCCUUUUUCGAUUUCCUCUCGAUAACUCACGGAGAGGUGGCCUUUGUUCUGUUUUCGAGUAUUCUUCUCAAUAAUUUCAUGAAUUUUCAUAACAUUAUAUUCCAGUUUGUUCGAAUUCUCUUUCUGCGCAUCGCCAGCGGCUUUUUCGAGGACUUUUCGAAGGGCAACCAAGUUUCAGAAGCGAUAUUGGAGAUGAGCUCGAACCUGGUGCCGCCUCAAGUGGUCGUCGACACGCCUCGGCCUCAGCAUCCGGCCGACGGGGCCGUCCAGGCCGACUGUAAGGGCCUCAUCUCCAUCUCUCUCAGCAACUUCGUCCGGCCAAGUAGGUUUUUAAUUCAUUUUUUAACUCAAAAAUAUCUUCAAUCGAUCGGUCUAUAGCUGAACAAUUAGUUUGAUGAUGAUUUUAUCAACUCUCAACUCAUGAUCAAUUGAAAGCCGAUACGUGAACACGCGACCGAUCUGAAACGACUUUCGCUUGGAUUUGUCUUUAUCAGAACAAGCUAACAAAGGUUUCAAGUAGACGAGGACAACUUUCAAAAUUGGAAAUGAAUCGUUAGCACAUCUCUGAAAAUACUGGAGUGAAAAAUUGAAUUUUGCGUCAAAUCGAAGGGGAAAACUACUGAUUCGAAGUUUAGAAAUAAUUUGAAAAGUCGAUUUGAGCUAUCUGAGUUGAGGCUAAAUUAUUUUUUUGAACUUUCUCUUUUUCCCCUUUUUUUAAGAUUUUAAACUUUUCACCUUUUCCUUUUUUGAGAAAGACUCUGUACAAUAACUCUAUUAUUAUUAAACAAAAAUAAUAUUUUGAAAACAAAGAAAAACUGUUUUCUCCAAGUUUUCCGAAUAAUAAUUCGAAAUGUUGAUAUUUGUUUUUCGAAAAUUCAAAUUAUAACUUUCGAAAUGAAAAAAAAAGUCUGAGGCUUGAAAGCCUGAAUAAGCACCCAUCGAAUAUUCUCAAGUAACGUCAGACUUUUUUUCCCCGACGUCAGCUUCAUCUGUUCCUUUAUACGCAAACCUGGCUCCGAACACAGCUUAGCAUCUCGGAUUUGGACUAAUAUAUAAUCUCAUGAGCUUUUUUCAGAGUCCCCCAAGGAAAAAGGCCGCAAAUCGCCUUCAAAGUCGCCUCGAGUCAGCCCACGAGCAAGUCCGAGGCUCAAGAAAAAGUGAGCCGAUCGAUCCCGGCUUUCGCCUUUCCAACAGCUGAUUUCAAUGUUUAG
Molecule: messenger RNA, 1283 nt
Organism: Caenorhabditis auriculariae
Lineage: Eukaryota; Metazoa; Nematoda; Chromadorea; Rhabditida; Rhabditidae
Source: the annotation of a GenBank genome assembly